AUGAAAAUAAUUUCAGUGGCAAGUGGAAAAGGCGGCGUGGGCAAGUCAACCAUUGCAUAUCUCUUGGCAACACAUGCAAGUAAAACAAAAAAAACACUUCUUCUAGAUUUUGAUAUAUGUGGGCCAAGUGUAGGUGUUCUUAUGGGGCACACAACAGAAAAGGUUCUUAUGCAAGAGAAGGGAUUUAAGCCAAUAGAAAAGACUCCUACACUCUUUUAUCUAACAAUUGCUGCAAUGAUACCAGCUAAUUCUGCUGUUGUAUGGAGAGCACCAAAAAAAAUAUCUUUAUUAAAAAUGUUCUUAGAGAGUGCAUCAUUAGAAGAAUAUGACUAUUUAAUUAUAGACAUGCCACCAGGUGUAACAGAUGAACAUGAUUUUUUAUGUGAACAAGUACCAGAUGCAAAUAUACUUAUUGUAACAACCUCACAGAAUCUAGCACUGGAUGAAGCAGCAGACUCUAUAAAAAUGUUCCAAAAUAGAAAUAUGUAUAUUUUAGGUCUUAUAGAGAAUAUGAGGCUACUUAAGUGCCCUAACUGCCAUAAUUGCACUGCAAUAUUUUCUAAACGAGGCGGAGAAAUGCUGUGUGAUGAUUUAAACAUUAGAUAUAUAGGGCAUGUUGACUACAUACCAGAAAUAGAAACAAAUGAUGUUAUGAGUAUAUCAGAGAUAUUUUCUUCUGUUUUGUCUUAUGUACAGUAGAAUAAACAAGAAUAUUUAACGAACUCUUUGUUUUUAGCACAAAAUAUCUGAAAUUUAAUUUGGUUAGUUUCUAUCCUAUAGUAACAUAGAAUAAGAAUGGAAGUUGUAUCUUAGAUAUACAAUAUCGGCAUGAAAUGUGAUA
This is a messenger RNA of Nematocida parisii ERTm1, 841 nucleotides long. RefSeq lists its product as uncharacterized. Bases 1 to 699 code for a protein of 232 amino acids. Gene Ontology annotation, biological process: iron-sulfur cluster assembly. Lineage: Eukaryota; Fungi; Microsporidia. Gene Ontology annotation, molecular function: ATP-dependent FeS chaperone activity; iron-sulfur cluster binding; ATP binding. The transcript has a single exon. Gene Ontology annotation, cellular component: cytosol. The record is from RefSeq and is a predicted model, not a curated record.